AGCAGCUCGGCGAUCUAGUUAGCGGGGGUCGACUGCUUUCACCUGCUUCCGGGCACGAGUCGCGGGAAUUUGGAAACGAAUAGAGCGUCGCGUCAUCGAUUGCCGCCUGUCGUGAAACAACCUCCUUGGAGUCGGCGUAUGUGACUCGAUAACUGUCAGCGUUCGCUGACAGCCAAAGGUUGUUCGACAAGCUUCACUUGUAAUGUAACGUCGGGCAUUUUACGACGCGAACGGUGAGCAGAAUGCAGAGCGGUCCCUUUGGGGAUGUCCUGCACUGUGAGGAGCAGCUGAGGUCCACACUCUACUGCGAUGACAAGGACAACCUUCGGAGGAAGUUGGCCCAGCUCCAGCGGGAGUAUCUCAAGACCGCCCAGAAACUGCAGCGCGCCGAGCAAAUGGAGGCAGUGCGGAAACACGUGAGCAAUGAGGUCGCCCCAAAGCAGGACCACCACAGCUGCCGCCAGGACCGGGCAGGCCCAGACGGGACGUCGAAGCCAACAGAUGGAGCAAACAAGAGCUCGUUCGGCACAGAUGACAAGGCCGUGCACGUAUUCGCAAACAUCAAAGACAACCUUGCAGGAACAAGCCCCGCCGAUUCCACGAUCGGCACGAUCGGGACCCCGCUCGCGUCCACGUUGGAACUGGAACCGAAUUGCAGCGACCCGGCGCGCCUUUCCAGAGCCGGUCCCACCCUGCGCCUGCGCUCGCGCCACAGCCGCAUGCGCCGGCAGAGGCGCGGCGAAGAAGCAGGAAAGUCGCAAGGCGAGGCGGGGUCCGCCGAUGAAAGCCAAAGUUCGGGACCGGCGUCGCCCUCCCUGCCGCUGUUGUGCCGGAACAUUCCGCCGCUCCGGGAUGAGAAACUCGACGGAAACGCGCCAGACGACGGUCGCCGAAGGGAGAAUGACCCCGUGGGACCAGCCGGAGGACACCUUGUGCUUGAAGAAGAGAGUCCUGAACAUUCGGUAAACCGGACAAGUCUUUGCAGCGUAGAAACGACAAGAGCAGGAGAGGGGACGAGCCUUUUGGAGUCCUGCACGCCGGCGGAGGGGCUGCUUUACCCUGCCGAGUACUACGUCCGGACCACCAGGCGCAUGGCCCUCUCGCAGAGCCAGCCGGACCUGCGGGCCGUCGUCAUCCGCGGCCAGCUGAGCUCGGGUCGACCUCGCCGGAAGAAAACCAGCCCGCUCGGCUCCAGCGAGCGGUCCGCUCCGGUGUCCGUCGGGGACCGCCGCCGGGGGGCCGUUUCGCCCCCUCGCGUCUCUUGUCCGGCGAGGGGUCGGAAGAGUCGGAGGCGGGGAGGUGGGGGCAACCUCGGGGUCCGGAGAGCCUCGCCUUCUACCGCCCCGGCUCUCCGUGAGGCGCAUUCUCCAAAUUCCCAGCCGCCUCGCCACCCUCCGCAGGCCACGCCCCCUGAUGCGCAGCCUUUGUCCGGAGCGCCGGACCUCUUUCCCAUCUUUCGCAAGAUGAUCAAGUCCGCCCCGGUGGCCCCAAGUUCCGAGAGCUGGCGUUCCCUCCUCCUCCCCUCCCCCAAACUCAGCCCGACUCCGCCGCUUGGUCCCCGCACGCGGCUGGCAGGCCGCCUGUCGCACUUUGACCUCCAUCGGGAUUUCCACUUGCCCGACGAGCAAUUCGCCGCACUGAAGCUCAGCAAACUCCGCCAAGUGGCCGCCGAAUCUCGGAUGGAAGUUUUCCCGUCGCCGCGCCACAACACGGGCGGCGUCCGACGGCGCUCCGGAACUGCGGCCGAAAGCCUCGGCCUGCCGCUCGGCCUCACACCCUCGGUUGGAAAAUUGUCCAGCCCAUCGGAAGACAACGACCCCCGAAACAUUGACACGCGACUCGCCCCAACGUUACCUUUGGACCCAAACAACUUGUGUCCGAGUCCAGCGGAACAAGAACCGAAAGGUUUGGACCGGCAACGGGAACUGCUUCCCGGCUGUGAUCGCCCCCUGGAGGCGGGCCAGGAGGACAACGGACUUCGAGACGUUUUUCCCGAAGCGAUCAAAAACGGACUCGGUGCCGAAUCGCCGCCGCCACGGAGCCCCGCGGUCGCCUCGGCACCACUGCGGGCGACCUCGGCCGCCGCCACCUCCAGCCCGGCGCUGCCCUCGCUGGGCCUCACCCCGCUCGCCACGUCGCCCGCCGACACUGCCACCCCCUCGCUCAGCCUUCCAUCCCCGCCGACCGCGUCCCCCCGACCGUCCGACCCCGCCGACGGCCAAAUGCCGCCUGCAGCGGAGCAGCGCGCAAGCUGCACGCUCAAGGCCCCGGCAGGAAGCGCUCUGGUGGACGCGUGCUGCCUGCGGGACUCGGACGGCCGCUUGUGCGUCGCCGCGGCGGCAGAGUGGGCGGUGUCUUUGUGGAGUCGGCCGUCGCCAUCGGGCGCUUGGACGCGACGACACACGUGGCACUUCACGGAGCCGUUGAUGAAGGUGUUCCCCGUCCCGGACGGCGCCGGCCUCGUGUGCGCGACCUUGGGUCGGCCGGAGAUCAAAAAAGUGAGGGUGCUCUCGUGCCGCGGCGGGCGUCCCGUGCUGCUCCUGGACGGCGACGUGCGGGCGGCUGUGGGCGUGGCCGAGGCCCGGGUGGUCACCUCCUCCCAUUCGGCGAUUGGCUGCACGCUGCGGGCGUUCACGCUGGCAAAAGAUGGCAGCGCUUCCCACCGUCUCCAUCUCGCCUCCCCUGAUGUUUGCGUUCGGGCUCUGGCCCCGGUGGACGUUCUCCCCGACGCUCUGAUCGGCACCGACGAGAGAGGCCGACUCUUUGUGUGGAAUUUAAAGAGUGGACACUUGCUGCGGAAAAUCGAGCUUGGUGACAGCUUAUCACACACGUCCUGUUUACGAGGAUUCUCCUGCCGUGGUGUGCUUUUGGUCCUCGUGCAGCAUCUGUUUCUGGGCCGCCUCCAGACGAAACAAAACGUCGCCAACGAUGAAGUGUUCUGCAAACAGAAAGAAGAGAAGAAGCCAGCACUCUUCUCCUUGGUUGCGGUGAACCCUCUCAGCGGCAAAAGCAUCCUGGCAGCCCAGCUGGAGCCGCCGGCAUCCUGGUUGGGAAGGCUGUGUGAGGCAGACGCCAGCGACGUGGCAGCAGUGGGCGUGAAUCAGAGCGGCUGCGUGUGCGUGUGGCAGCUAAAGCGGCGGUGUGGCGGCAUCACGGUUGCGGCGGCCCCCGACGGCAUGGGCUGGCAACUGGCCCGCUGGGCGGAGGACGGCGCCACGCUGGUGACGGGCCACCAUGACGGCAACGUCACCUUGCACUUUGACCUCGCCGUCCCGGACCAUUUUAUGUGAUUUUUAGUCACAUCCGCUUGUUUUAGAGCGCCAAUCUGACACUACAACUUAAAAUAGACUUUUAUGCAGACUACUGACUGGAAAAUUUUAUGACCAUGCCUUCGACUUCAGUGCUUCUGUUGGUUAAAAAAGACCACCAAAAAAAAAAACUAAACUUUUGUAACUUGCAUUAAACUUGUGAAUUGUGUUAAACCAUA
Hippocampus comes (tiger tail seahorse) is the source of this 3487-nucleotide messenger RNA. It is a transcript of the gene palb2, whose product is annotated as partner and localizer of BRCA2. Gene Ontology annotation, cellular component: nucleoplasm. The coding region runs from base 243 to 3290 and encodes 1015 amino acids. Gene Ontology annotation, molecular function: DNA binding; protein binding. Gene Ontology annotation, biological process: double-strand break repair via homologous recombination. The transcript has 14 exons. The record is from RefSeq and is a predicted model, not a curated record. Lineage: Eukaryota; Metazoa; Chordata; Actinopteri; Syngnathiformes; Syngnathidae.